AAUGUUACGCCCAGUAGCCGUGGACGCGCCCAUUUACACAGUGGGCGCAGCAAACAGCUCCAGCUGCAUUUGGAGCUCGGCCCCUCACGCACAGCAGACAGUUUCAUCAUGGAGACGAAAGGAGAGCUUGUCGUUGUCAAACGAACCAGUUCAGAGCAGAGGAAACUGCGUUCUCGUGACGCAGCCAGGUGUAGGCGGAGUCAGGAGACAGAGGUGUUUUAUGAGCUCGCCCGCACUCUGCCACUUCCUCGCAGAGUGUCCACACACCUGGACAAAGCUGCCAUCAUGAGGAUCACCCUCAGCUUCCUGCGGAUGCAUUACCUCCUGCAGCCCGGUGACAACCACAAAGAAAAGUCUGAAGAGGAGGAGGAGGUAGAGGAUCCAAUGGAUGCAUUCUAUCCUCAGGCGCUGGCUGGCUUCAUCAUGGUGACGACUGAGGAAGGAGACAUGAUCUACCUGACAGAAAACGUCAGCAGACACGUGGGCAUCACACAGCUGGAGCUGCUGGGUCAGAGUAUUUAUGACUUUGUUCACCCCUGUGAUCAGGAGGAGCUGCGAGACCUGCUAACUCCACGUCCAGGCUUGAGUAAAAAAUGGCAGACAGAGCAGCAGAGCGAGAGGAACUUCUUCCUGCGAAUGAAGAGCACACUGACCAACAGGGGGCGCACCGUCAACCUCAAGUCUGCCACCUGGAAGGUGCUCCACUGCACAGGCCACAUGCGCCGCUUUGGUGGCGGCUCCACGUCGCCCCCUGCAGCCAGAGUGAUGAUUCUGCUGUGUGAGCCCAUCCCUCACCCGUCCAGCGUGGAGUUCCCUCUGGACACCUGCACCUUCCUCACGCGCCACAGCAUGGACCUGCGCUUCACACACUGCGAGGGCAGGUGGGACGAGCAGCCUGGAGCAGAGAGGAAAUCUCUGAACGUCACUGUAUUACACACUUUUUCUUCUGUUUUCAGGGUGAAAGAGUUGGUGGGAUACAGACCUGAUGAUCUGAUCGGUCGCUCGGCCUACGAGUUUCAUCAUGCCCUGGACUCUGAUCAUGUCAACAAAAGCCUGCACACAUUACUGUCCAAAGGUCAGGUGAGCACCAGCCACUACCGUUUCCUGGCAAACAGCGGCGGCUUUGUGUGGGCGGAGACCCAAGCUACCGUCCUCUACAGCAGCAAGACAUCGCAGCCCGAAGCCAUCAUCUGCCUCAACUUCAUCCUCAGUGCCGUGGAGCAGCCAGACGUAGUUUUCUCACUAGAGCAGAUCCGUUGUGACAGUCUGUCUAAAACUGCACCAGAGGACUGUGGGACAUCCGACACCUGUGACCCUGAUCCUGAAAGUGAGCUUGUCAUCGACUCCAGUCAGCCUGAGGAGGGAGGGUCAAGCCCCAGCAGCGUCGCAGACCUCUUCGUUAACCUGCAGGAGAAGCCAAAGCAGCUUGUCCAGUUGUCUCCUGAUGCUGGAGACACAGCUGUGCCACUGGCAAAAGAUUUUGUUGAGCUGUCGUUCGCCAGUCCGCCCAGUCCGAACUGCAUGCCGGAGCACCCUCAGGACCUGUGCACUCCACAACUGCGUCAGCUCCUCACACCCAUCUUCAACCCCAUCACCCCGCCGCCUUCAUCCCCCUCAUCUUCACCUGCUUCUGAGCCAGCACUGAGUCCUUGGAAGGAGGAGGAAGAGAAGAUGGAUACCAGCGAGGUGGAGAAGUUCUUCGCCGUUUGUCCCGAGGAUGGUCCACAGAAAGGACAAACAGUGGAGGGCAUGGAGGGGAUGGAUCUGGACAUGUUGGCUCCCUACAUCUCUAUGGACGACGACUUCCAGCUGACCUUCCUCAGCAGCUUGCCAGAGAAAGCGGACAGGCCUUCGUCUGAGACACCUACAGUUACAGUCAACAGGAAACGCAGCCACAAGCCAGAUGUGGAGGUGCCCCAGCUGCCAAUUCCAGACAAGAGGCAGAAGCAACAUCCUUCCUCCAUGGAAGAGGAAGAGGAACUUCUUCUCAGCCACAGAUUACUGGGCUGCCUGGAGGAAGCCAACCAAUCAGAUCUGAUCUUGGACCCGGACCCAGGCCCAGGGAGUCAGCUGCUCACAGACAGAGACCCUGUGUUAGGAGGCAUACAAGGACUGUGUGAUACUGCAGCUCUGAUGAGGGACUUCUUCGUACCUCACCCACCUGACCUGUCUCCGCCUCUCUCACCGAUGACUUGAUGGAGCUCUCGUCACCCACGAGUUGGCUUGGCUUCUGCGUUCAAAGUGAGGAAGUCCACGCCGGAUCUGUCUGCAAACACAGCAUCUUUAAUGCGCACAUGUAAAAACAUCACACCACAAACAGAAGACAUGCACUCACAGUGUAACCAUGCUGUCAGAUUGAACAAGACGUCCGCUUGUAGCUGAACCGGGAUCGUCACUUAGGUUGUUUUCUCAUCAAUUUCACUGUGAGCUGAUGACGUGUUGUAAAUCAGGCUGGAAACGUCCGACUGAUGGAGCUGCAAUCCACUUUCUUUACUGUGACGUUGCUCAGUCCCGUUUUCCUUCUGUUUUUACGUUUUAUCACAAAUGCAAUGUGAGAAACCACGGUAAUCCGACUGUUUUACAGAAACAGCAGGUGGUGCUAAAUUUUUUUUUUUUCUUUUCAUGUAAAGGUUGUGAAAGAUUAAAAAUCAGAUGAGACAGGUAUAGAAACAUUUCUCUGUGCAGCUAAAUUCACCUUAUUGCGACUUUAUCACAGUUAAUCUCUCUGCUCGAGUGGUUCAAGUAACAGAAACUCCCAUAAUGCUGUACUUCGACUUUUAGCUGACAACUGUCAAGUACGAUCAGUUUUAUUUCUUUCUUGGUCUGUUGCAAACAAAUCACUGCCAUAUUUUUUGAAACAAUUACACCGACAACCUUGCGAAUAUCAGUGGCAUCGAUUAUGUCAGUGGCAUAUUUUUACAUCUUUUUAUAUUCUUGUGCUAAACUUUUUUUAUGAUGCAUUUACUAGAAAGUUCUCUGAGUUUUAUUACCGUCUAUAAAUCCUGAGUCAUAAUUUAGUCACGUGUUUAUUUAUAACCCCUGAGGUGCCGGGUGGGCGGGGUUUACCUGAUCUAACACUCCCUCUAUUGGCUGUCGGACGCUUCACCGUGACCACGAAGUGUCUGCUUUCUGUGCGGUAAACCCAGUGACAGUGGCGCCCCCUGGAUUGAACCACACAACACCAUGAUCCCACAGAUUUGACUUGUCCUUUUUUCUAUAAUUUUAACUGUAUAAUCUGAUUAACUUGGUGUUGAAUCAGUUAUCGUUAUAUACUCAUUAGAAAUGUAACUAAACACUAGUAUUCAUGUUUUGUCAUGUAAACCUUUAAAUGUUUUAACAAAUUGCCUCAACAUAUGCAAGCUGGAAGUAGAUGACAGGGCAGUUUUCGAUGAAGUACUUUGUUUCUACACUGAGAUGUGUGGGGUUGGUUUUAUUUGGCCACAGACUUCUGUCAUUUAAACCCUCAAAUUGUCCCAGUUCAGUGUAAAAAUCACUUUGUCUCACAGAUGCGACGUAGGUCUUCCAAAGAGGUCUGUGCCUUUUAUCAACCAUGUCAUUGAAGGGUUGUCUGAGUCCCCAGUGAUUUUAAAUGAGAAGAUGAAAUACUCAGUUUUUAUUUUUACUGUUUGUCCUGUAAGCAUUUCCAAUCUAAAUAAAGCUGUCAAAGCAAAAGCAGGA
This is a messenger RNA of Monopterus albus (swamp eel), 3678 nucleotides long. RefSeq names its product hypoxia inducible factor 1 subunit alpha, like (gene hif1al). The coding region runs from base 109 to 2196 and encodes 695 amino acids. The record is from RefSeq and is a predicted model, not a curated record. The transcript has 14 exons. Gene Ontology annotation, biological process: regulation of transcription by RNA polymerase II; cellular response to hypoxia. NCBI's taxonomy places the organism in Eukaryota, Metazoa, Chordata, Actinopteri, Synbranchiformes, Synbranchidae. Gene Ontology annotation, molecular function: RNA polymerase II transcription regulatory region sequence-specific DNA binding; protein dimerization activity; DNA-binding transcription factor activity, RNA polymerase II-specific.